GAUGGACUUCCAUGACGAUGGAGUUUCAAAAUAAAAUAGUGAUUGUCACUGGAGCCAGCGCCGGGAUUGGGGCAAACGCCUGUCUUUAUUUCGCUGAAAAAUUAGCAAGCAUCGUUCUCGUCGGCAGAAAUAUCAAAGCCUUGGAAGAUGUUGCUCGAAAAUGCGAACAAAAUCAUGGAGUCAAGGCAUUGGUCGUCAAGGCAGACAUAACUAAUGACAUAGAAGUUAAAAGUAUUGUCACUAAAACUGUUGAUAUAUUCGGACGAAUUGAUGUUCUGGUUAAUAACGCUGGUGUUGGAGUGAUGGCUGAUGUGACUGAUGGGGUCGAAUUCUACGAUAAAGCAAUGAACACAAAUAUUAGAUCUGCUUAUCAUUUGACAAGUUUGGCUGUACCGUAUCUAAUCGAGUCGAAAGGCAGUAUCGUUAACGUUUCAAGUGUAGCGGGAAUGAAACCUAUUGGGGAAUUGAAAUUUUUGGCCUACGGCAUGUCAAAAGCAGCUAUGGAUCAUUUUACGAAAUAUCUGGCUUUGGAUUUAGGUCCGUACGGAGUUCGGGUGAAUUCUGUUAAUCCAGGAGCGACGAAAACGGAUUUCAUAUCAACUGCUGGGCUAAAGGAUCAAGGCGUCAUGAGCAAAUUUUGUGCCACAAAAUUACCACUUGGCAAAAUGGCUGAAAGUCAUGAAGUGGCUGACUUAAUUGUGUACUUGGCGAGUGAUCGUGCGCGAAGCAUCACAGGCAGCAUCUUCGUUAUUGACAAUGGGGAAUCGUUAAAGUGA
Aricia agestis (brown argus) is the source of this 776-nucleotide messenger RNA. RefSeq lists its product as uncharacterized. The transcript has a single exon. The record is from RefSeq and is a predicted model, not a curated record. The coding region runs from base 12 to 776 and encodes 254 amino acids. Lineage: Eukaryota; Metazoa; Arthropoda; Insecta; Lepidoptera; Lycaenidae.